This is a messenger RNA of Rotaria sordida, 3276 nucleotides long. NCBI's taxonomy places the organism in Eukaryota, Metazoa, Rotifera, Eurotatoria, Philodinida, Philodinidae. The record is from the annotation of a GenBank genome assembly.
AUGUCUCGUGUUGCAACUAACUAUUCAAUACCACGUUAUAAUAACGGUACUGGUGGACAAUCAAAAACUUCUUCAUUAAAUCAUUCUUCAAAUACUAUGAGUAAUAAAAAUAAUAUCGGUAAUAAUGGUGGACUUGGUGUCAAUGUACGUAGUGCAGCACCAGCACCUAUACAUAAAGAAACUGUACAUGCUUGUCCAAUUUGUAAUGGUGAAUAUAAAGAUCCUCGAGUAUUACCAUGUACACAUACAUAUUGUUUAAAUUGUAUUCGAGAUAAAUUAAUUAAUAAUAAUCAAUUUACUUGUCCAAAAUGUCAACAACAAGUUGACGACAUCGAAUUGAAUGAUUUACCACGUAAUGUUAUUUUAAGUCAACAAUGGCGUAUGAAUGUUCAACCUAUAACAUCAGUUCCAACACCUAAAAAACCUGUUACAUAUCAAUCAAUUAGUUCAACACCACCACCACCAAUACAAAUGCCAAAUCAACAAGAUAAACGUAAAUCAAGUACAGCAGAAAGUAAUGGUCAUGAUUCAACAACAAGUGGAUCAAAAUCACAUGGAAUUGCUUCACUUAUUAAUGUACUAAGUAGAUCAUCUGGUACUAGUGGAAAAACUAGUACACGAUCAUCUCGUUCAUCGAGUAUGUCAAAUGCACAACCAAUUGUUUCAAAUUUAGUAAGAAUUUAUUCUGAAGCUACAUCAACACGACCACAAGAAAAACCAAGAAGUGAAAGUGUUAUGUCAACAGGAAAAAAUGAUGAAUUAGUAAGAAUUUUUCAACAAGCAACAAAUCGUCCACAACAACAACAGCAGCAAAUUAUUAAACGACCAUCACAAGCACGUGAAGAAGCUUAUGAAGAAAUGACAUGGGAUACUCUUGUACAUGGAACUGUUCCAGUAGCUCCUCCAUUUCCAAAUCAAUGGCAUAAAGCAACAGAAAAUCUUCAUUAUCCACCGGAAGCACCUGAACGACCAAUAUCAGUUACAGGAUCUGAUCGAAGUUCACAGCAUGUAGAUCAUCUUCGUGAUAUAAUUGCAUCUAUAAAUCAACAAUCACAUCAACAAACUCCUACAUCAUUUCCACAAGGACAAAUUCUAUUGCCUCAAUCACAUAGUCGUCCUUCAACUGCUUCUCGUUCACAUACUGAUUUUGAUGAUGAGGAUGAUGAUUAUAAUAAUAAUCAAAUACCUAUACAACCACCAGCCUAUGCUAGUGUUCAACCACGACAAAAUAGUCGUGCCGAUAGUAUUCAAAGUAGUACUAGUAGUAGUUCAACAAUAAGACAGUCUCCAGCUCCACCAAUCAUAAAUACUUAUCAACAAAGAUCAACUAUUGCAUCUACUCCACAACAAAAACAAGAACAACAACAACAACGACAACGACAACGACAACAAUCUGAUAAAAUGUCGUCUCAUAGUUCUUCAAUAACUUCACCAUCAAGUCGAUCAUCAGAACGAUCUCCACUACAAAUUAUUCAAACAAUUGAUUUUGCUGGUGAUGAUAUUAUUAAACCACAAUCUCCAUCAGUUGCGUCAAUACGAUCAUUGGCUUCUGAUGAUGCCAAUGAUCAAAUACCUCCCAAUCAAAAUAAAUUAUCAUCAACUGAACGUUUUACAACUGCUGUCCAUAUUCCAUCACCACUUGCUCAAACAAAUAAUUCAUCACGUGCUCAUUCACAAAUUCAUAGUGGUUUAUCAACUCCAACACGUCGAUCAACAUCAAGAUCUAUGGAACGUGAUACACAUUAUAUUUUUCCAACUCCACCAUUAGCAACACCAGUAGCUGUAUCAUCACGUGUUGAUUUAUUAUUAUCGGAUCAAAAACGUUUAGAACGUGAAAUUGAUGAACAAAUAAAACGUUUAAAAUAUGAUUAUGAUGAUAUACGUAAACAAAUUCAUCAUAAAGAAUCUUCUAUACAUAAUGAAGUUAAAAAUUUAGCUGGAAAUCUUGAUGAAAAUAUAACAGAACACUAUAAUCGACAACAAAAAGCUUAUGCUGAUUUAGCUGCUGAUACAAAUAUAAUUGGAAAUGAAUUAGAACGUUUAAAAUCUCUUACAAAUACAAAUAAUAAUAAACCACAAUUAUGGGAUAAUCUUGAAAAAAUUGAAUUUAAUAUACGAAAUAUUCGUCGAGCUUUAGAACAACAAAAACAAUCACGUAAUGCUUUAAAAUUUUCUGAAGGACAUCGAGCUAUAGCAGCUGAUACAAUUGGACAAGUAAAUUAUAAUCAAAUAGAAUCUCAUCGACGUUUUCAUUCUCCACAACCACAACCACCACCAUUACCUCCAGCUCCACCAUCAUUUCAAAUUGAACAAACUACAACAAAUAUUGUACCAUAUAAAUAUAUUAAAAUUGAUCAUUUAUCAACAUUAGAACCUGAAACUAUGGCUAUAACAGAAAAUAAUAAAAAAAUUUUAUUAGGUAUAUGUAAUAAAUUAUUUAUACUUAAUGAACAUGGUGAUAUGCUUAAAACAAUUCCAUUAACACCAAGUAUACGUGGUUUAACUAUAUCAAAAAAAUAUCAAUUACAAAAUAUUGCUUAUAUAUCACAUGAUGAAUCAAUAAGUAUGAUUGAUAUUGAUAGUGGACAAACAUUAGAUUGUGUUAAAGAAACAGAUUCAAGUGGUCAAUCAGGUACAUUUUUACCAUUAGGUAUUGAUACAGAUAAUAUACGUGGAGAUGUUUAUGUAUGUGAUUAUCGUAAUUCAUGUGUAAUUAAAUUUGAUGAUAAACUUGAAUUUAUUACACAAUGGAGAAUUUAUAAUCAUUCCGAUCAAUAUGAUGAAGCUCGACCAAAAUUAAUUUCUGUUUAUGGACAAAAAUUAUAUAUGAUUAUUGAACAUUCAUGUAAACCUUUUUAUAAUCAAGGUAUUGCUUAUACAUUUUCACUUCAUAUAUGUGAUGCUAAUACUGGUAAUAUAAUAAAAAUAAUUGAUGCUGAUUUAUUAGCAACUCAACGUCUUCGUUGGCCAUGUUCUGUUCAAGCAAUAAGUAAUGAAAAAUGUUAUAUAUUAGAUACGAUGACAUCAGGCAAAUAUUUUAAUGGACAAUGGCAAAAACAUUGGUCACGUGUACUUGAAAUUGAACAAGAUGGCAAUAAUAUUGUAACAGAAUUAUUUCAAUUAGAUAGUGAAGCAGCAACAAUGGCAAUGACAAAACAAAUUAUGAUUAUUGCUGCUAAUGGUGACAUACUUUUUGUUGAUUUAGGAUUUCUUUCUAAAAAACAACAACAACAACAACAAAUUACUUAUGAUCCUAAUUAUCAAAAUUUACCGUGA